GACAGAAGACAGGUGGAGAGGGAGAUAUAUAGUGAGAAGCAGAGAGACAUGAAAUAGGGAUGAAGUAUUUGUGAACAUUUUAUCCAUUUUCUAGAGAGGUAAUAGAUAUCAAAUCUGUAGAUGGAUUUUAGCAAAUCUCCUUUCUAUGGUAUAUACUGUACUAGUCAAGUUGGGCCUUGAGAACUUAUUUGAUUUCUUUGCAAACUCAAUCUGAGUCGGGUUACAAACACCUCCAUAACUGAGCAACAAUGCAGCAAAUCUGGCUUUCUCUAUUGUGUGGCUUUUGCCUUCGCCUGGUUAUCUUUUGCAGGGCUGAGGAAGGUCUUGAAUUCCCUAAUUUUGACGGGAAGGACAGGGUGCUGGACAUCAGCGAGCGCAACUACAAGAAGGCUUUGAAAAGAUACGACCUGCUGUGCCUGUUCUACCAUGAACCACUGCCGGCCAACAAGGGCCUGCAGAAGCGGUUCCAGAUGACAGAGCUGGUGCUGGAGCUCACAGCUCAGGUCCUGGAGAACAAAGACAUCGGAUUUGGGAUGGUGGACUGCCAGAAGGAUGCCAAAGUAGCCAAAAAACUGGGUCUGGAGGAGGUGGGCAGCUUGUACGUCUUUAAGGACGACCGUGUCAUUGAGUUCGAUGGGGAGCUCUCAGCAGACACACUGGUGGAGUUUCUGUUGGAUGUGCUGGAGGACCCAGUGGAAAUGCUCCACAACGCCAUGGAGCUGCGAGCCUUUGAGAGGAUGGAAGAAGACAUCCGCCUCAUUGGCUACUUCAAGGGAGAAGAUUCAUACUACAAAGCUUUCCAGGAGGCCUCAGAGCGUUUUCAACCUUACAUCAAGUUCUUUGCCACAUUUGAUAAAUCUGUAGCCAAACACCUCUCCCUCAAGAUGAACGAAGUCAAUUUUUAUGAGCCCUUCAUGGAGGAGCCGGCCAUCCUGCCUGGCAGACCUCUGUCGGAGAUGGAUAUUGUCGAAUUUGUCAACCAACAUAGAAGAGCCACCUUGAGGAAGCUCCGGGCAGAGAAUAUGUUUGAAACAUGGGAGGACGACAUGGAUGGAAUACAUAUUGUUGCAUUUGCUGAGGAGGAAGAUCCAGAUGGCUAUGAGUUCCUUGAGAUCCUGAAAGACGUGGCCAGAGACAACACCAACAACCCAGAGCUCAGCAUCGUCUGGAUCGACCCUGAUGACUUCCCUCUGCUGACCACUUACUGGGAAAAAACCUUCAAGUUGGACCUGUUUAGACCUCAGAUCGGUGUGGUCAAUGUCACAGAUGCGGACAGCGUGUGGUUGGACAUGUCCAACGAUGAGGACCUGCCGACCCCUGAGGAGCUGGAGGACUGGAUAGAGGACGUCCUGUCUGGGAGGGUGAACACGGAGGAUGACGACGAGUCUGACGGCGACCUGGAGGACCCUGACGGCUACGUUCCAGUGGACAGCUACGAAAGUCACGACCCAGAUGAGGAAGAUGAUAAUGAUGACUAACCGGAAUUCAAUUGUUGUUGUCCUAGCAGUUCAGACCUGGGUGAAAGUACUGAACUCGCUUGGCACAUUAGAUCCACAUUACUCAUACAUUCUCUCUCUUUUUUUUCUCCACAUCAUUUAAAAGAAGUAACAUUUAAAGGAAACGUAUGAUGUUGCAAAAAGAGAUUCUCUGUAGAUUUUGGUUUAAA
Messenger RNA from Etheostoma cragini (Arkansas darter), 1666 nucleotides. RefSeq names its product calsequestrin-2-like. Gene Ontology annotation, biological process: regulation of cardiac muscle contraction by regulation of the release of sequestered calcium ion. Gene Ontology annotation, molecular function: calcium ion binding. The coding region runs from base 249 to 1478 and encodes 409 amino acids. The record is from RefSeq and is a predicted model, not a curated record. NCBI's taxonomy places the organism in Eukaryota, Metazoa, Chordata, Actinopteri, Perciformes, Percidae. Gene Ontology annotation, cellular component: sarcoplasmic reticulum lumen. The transcript is spliced from 11 exons.